AUGGCUGUUAGAGUCUCAGUCACUUUUAUCUCCCUUCUUCUGCUUCUUCAUUCUACGCUUGGCAUUGCCGUGGACUUCAGUUAUCCAGCAGUCUUCAACUUCGGAGACUCUAAUUCUGACACCGGAGAACUUGUUGCUGGACUUGGAGAUAGCCUAGCGCUGCCCUAUGGGGAAAAUUACUUUAAGACCCCUGCUGGGAGGUUCUCUGAUGGUCGACUCAUCAUUGAUUUUCUAAUGAAAGCAAUGGACCUACCCUUUCUUCAUCCAUAUUUGGAUUCUAUCGGCAUCCCGAGUUUUCUCAAGGGCUGCAACUUUGCUGCUGCUGGCUCGACGAUACUUCCAGCAACAACAUCAUCAGUGAGCCCAUUUUCCUUCAGGAUUCAAGUUUCUCAGUUCCUUCGAUUCAGACAGCGGGUUCUUGAAUUGCAGGCUCAAGGGGCUUGA
Messenger RNA from Asparagus officinalis (garden asparagus), 444 nucleotides. Its product is annotated as GDSL esterase/lipase At1g54790-like. Bases 1 to 444 code for a protein of 147 amino acids. Lineage: Eukaryota; Viridiplantae; Streptophyta; Magnoliopsida; Asparagales; Asparagaceae. The record is from RefSeq and is a predicted model, not a curated record. Gene Ontology annotation, molecular function: hydrolase activity, acting on ester bonds. The transcript is spliced from 3 exons.